CUACGUAGGAAGCAAUCAAAAUUCCCUCCCCCUCUCUCUAUAAAAAGAAAAGUCCAUUCCAGCAUGCGAACGGUGGCGAAGACCCAGUUGAUUCCAAGGACAUGCGCUGGACGUUUUUAGAAAUCUUUGGAAAUCGGAACACUGAGUAAAUGAAGAAGGAAGAACAGGGUCGGUCUCUGUUUGGAAUCUCACUCUCUGAUAAACCCGUAUGGCAACAAUUCCUCAUCUGCUCUUCUGGGUUUUUCUUCGGUUACCUUGCCAACGGCGUCUGUGAGGAAUAUGUGUACAAUAGGCUCGCAUUCAGCUACGGUUGGUACUUCACAUUUGUUCAAGGGUGGGUUUACAUUGUGUUGAUUUUAUUACAAGGCUUCACCCCCAAGCAAAUGGUGAACUCAUGGCUGUCUUAUUGGAAGCUCUCCGCAGUGCUUAUGGGUUCAAAUGGACUUACCAAGGGUUCAUUGGCUUAUCUGAAUUACCCGGCACAAAUUAUGUUCAAGUCCACCAAGGUGCUUCCUGUGAUGGUGAUGGGUGCUUUCAUACCAGGGUUGAGACGGAAAUACCCUCCUCAUGAUUAUGUAUCUGCUCUACUUUUAGUGGUGGGUUUGAUCCUUUUCACUCUAGCGGAUGCACAAACUUCACCAAAUUUUAGCUCGAUUGGCGUUUUUAUGGUGUCUGGUGCUCUACUCAUGGACGCCUUUUUAGGCAAUCUUCAAGAAGCAAUCUUCACCAUGAAUCCCGAAACAACUCAGAUGGAGAUGCUCUUUUGCUCGACCCUAGUUGGUAUGCCUUUCUUGAUUCCACCCAUGCUUGUGACUGGAGAGUUUUUCGAAGCAUGGGCUUCAUGUUCUCAGCAUCUGUAUGUAUAUGGUGUGUUGAUCUUCGAGGCAAUGGCUACAUUUGUUGGCCAAGUAUCUGUCCUUUCUCUCAUUGCCAUUUUUGGUGCGGCCACGACUACAAUGGUGACAACGGCAAGAAAGGCGAUAACACUACUGCUAUCCUACUUGAUUUUUACAAAGCCGUUAACCGAGCAACAUGUGACCGGACUUCUGCUAAUGUCAAUGGGGAUCCUAAUGAAGCUUUUACCUGAAAACAACAAACCCCCGCCCAAGAAGCCUGCGUAUGCCGACGAAAAUAGUACUCAAUUAGAAAUCGAAGUUGAAGAAGAAGAGAAGAAGCCAUUGGUCUAAAAAAGCUAUAUUAUGGCUUUCUUUAAAGAGGAAAUGAGGGUAUAAGAUGAUUUAUUGCAUUAUUCAUGUGGUCCUGGAUUUCCCAAAUUCUCAUUCAGGACUCUAUAAAAUAUCGCUUGUGUAUUAAAACAGGUUAUGGAUUGGCUUUUUUUGUGCAAUUGGAAGCCUAGAAUACAAUCA
This is a messenger RNA of Rhododendron vialii, 1367 nucleotides long. Its product is annotated as UDP-galactose/UDP-glucose transporter 2-like. Gene Ontology annotation, molecular function: transmembrane transporter activity. Bases 150 to 1187 code for a protein of 345 amino acids. Gene Ontology annotation, biological process: transmembrane transport. The transcript is spliced from 7 exons. The record is from RefSeq and is a predicted model, not a curated record. Lineage: Eukaryota; Viridiplantae; Streptophyta; Magnoliopsida; Ericales; Ericaceae. Gene Ontology annotation, cellular component: endoplasmic reticulum membrane; Golgi membrane.